CACACACACUUUUCCUCACACACUCUCUUCGCAGACUCACUGUCACUCACUUGCACACACACACACACACACUUGCUCGCUCACCGCACACACGUUUGCUCCCUCAUUCACACACACAUUUGCUGUUGCUCACUCACUCGCACACACACUUGCUCUCUUGAACACGCACUGUCACUCAUUCACUCUUGACGAAACCCGUUGUGGAGGACAGAAAAAAAAGAAACCUGCUAGUCUUUUCUGAAGCAUCACCAAUGCGAUGUAGGUUGUCGCCCACUAUGACACACUAGGGUAUACGAAAUUAAACGAUCGAAUCUUGCGUCCUGACACCCGUCUCUACAAGACCGUACAUCUAAUGGAUUGUGCAAAAUCGUGUAAUUUGAACCGGGCAUUAAGGCGCCCAUACACUUUGAACCCAUCAUGAGAUGAGCCAGUGGCUCAAAAUAUACUUGUUAUAGAUUUGGAAGGGACUCUGUAUCAUUAACACUUUCAUGUUUUUUUUUUUUUAGGCUCUGAAUGUGGAGGUGUAAACAGUGUUCUGAAAGUAAAUCUACAAGAGAGCACUAUCGAGCUUAUGAGUUACAUCCAACAAGAGAGCUUGCAGCUGUUGGUUUGAAGGAGCUUGCUGACCAGUAUCCUUUGGCCGACUACAAAGUUGGAUCCCUACGAAUGGUGACUUUAAAGAGAUUUGUACACAUGACAGAAUAAAUACAAGAUGUCUGCAACUCUGAGAGUCAUAUUGGGAGUAGACGACGCACCAAAAUUAAUCCUGCCCAAUGGAAUACCCGAUUCCAUAGAAGACCUUAAAGGAGAGAUUCAAAGACAAUUCGGCCUAUCUGGAAAUUUCAGGCUGCAGUAUAGAGACGUUGAUUUCGACAAUGAGUUUGUGAACUUAACGGCAACUUCAGAAAUCAAAGACAAGAGCACAGUUAAAGUUAUUAACUUGUCAGAUGAGACAGUCACACUCACAUUCACUACUAUUCCGCAAGGGGAAGAUGAUGUUUUGCUGUCCUCAUCAUCAGACACAGACAUACUUUCCUCCGCUGAAUCUACAUCUUCGGGUGCUUCCCUUAGAUCACAGCCAUGGCCCACAAACUUUGAAAUACCUCAGUUCAGUUAUGAGGUACAGAUUCAGUUAGAAAAGGCAAAUCAAGCCUUCUGCAGCAGUGGAACUCUUCUAAAAACAAGUAACAAACUUAGGUCUGAUAUACUAGAUGGUUUGGCAUCAGAAAUCAUCAAAUACAAAGUUUAUCCUUCUAGUACAGAGCUUGAUGAUGUGGCUCAGGCUCUGAUAACAAAGUAUCCCUUUUUAAAGGAGAAAGGAUCUGUCACUGGCUUUUAUGGAUGGAAAAUUAGUCUAAAGUACAAAAUGGCAAACUACCGCACCAGACUAAGGAGCAUUGGCUGCCCCGAGUUGAGCAUCAAUGCUGUAAAAGAAAAGCGAGGUGCCUUGAUUCAUGGACCUAACCAGGUAAAGAAGCCACGGAAAGCAGAAGUCAACUAUUGUCCUGAUUACCCUGCAGGCGAAACUAAAGAGAGCCUUGAGGAAGAAAGGAAAGCACUUACAUUGGAGGUGAAAAAGAAGAACAACCAACAGCUAAUCAAAAGUAAAAUGGAAAGAACCUUUGCCUAUAGAAGACAGGAAGUCGUUAAAGAUAUGCCCUUCAUAGCGGAGUUCAAAAACAGAUGGCCAGCCCUGUUUUCUGAGAGCCAGGUAAAUGCAGAAUUCACCCUCAUCACCACAGUCCCUCUGUUCUCAACCUUUAUGUCCCGACUGGAUCAUUACUCCAGCCAUCUAAUAAGGGUAUUCAAAAAGAAGGGGGGAACAGCAAGACAUGAUAUCGACAUAAUCAUUGCAGAAAUGGACAAGAAUCCCAGUGUUGAAGUACGACGGACAUGCAUCCUAAAGGCGUUGUGCGUCUAUUUGAAUGAAAAGCCAGACAGCCUUAUUAAGGAGUACUGCGCUAUUGAGGAUAUGACAGAAAUGGAGAGAGUGGCUUUGGGUGUCUACAUUGUUCGACCUGAUGGAGCAGAUGCUACAGAUCCACCUGAGGAUGUUGGCGUCGUCAUUGAAGGCUGCACAGUGCUGCAAGAUCUGAGAGAGAUUGCAAAUGGAUGUGCAGUCCUGUUUGGCUUGAUGUACUGUUUAAACUUGAGUUAUCCCAAGGAGUUGCGAUACACUUUUGAAUUUUUUCAGAAAGUGUUGAUGGAAUUGGAUGGGAACAAGCUCUCCACUAAAGUGCAGGUCCUCAAAAACAAACUGCAUGAGUAAAACCACUUGCACCAGAUAAGACUGGAAAAUACUUUAAUUGACCAUGUUUUUAUUUUUGGACUGCUGCCAGACAAAAUAAAGCUGCGACCAAUGACUGUUUGUAAUAAUUGCCAUUACACGUGGUAAGAUCACCUAAAGCAGACAAAAUUGUAGUUGCUCAUCGACAGUUCUUUUGGAUUUUGGACUGCUGCUAGACAAAACAUCUAGCAAGACAGAAUGUUUGUUGUGGAAAUUGAAAUUUGUUUGGUGAUUUCUAAUUGGAUCAAAAUAUAUUAAAUUGUACAUUGUGCACUGGUGUAGAAAUCUGGAUUGUUUUUUUUUUUUUUGGUUACAUAAACAUUAUACAUAAAUUGAACGUUGUCGGAUGGUAAAAGCUUCACAUACAAGUUUUAUAUUUUUGAAUUUUUAUUUAUAUUUGUUUUUUGAAUUCAUCAAUUUGAUGGGAAUUUAAACGUGCUUAAGAUAUUAAGUUUAUUAAAGUCAGGUGAAGUUACUGAGUUCACUUUACUGAGUUUACUAAGUUGUAAAAAAUGUAUUUGUUUAAAGAGGUAGAGGUUCGGCUCUCCAAAUUUCCACUUAAAUGGAAUUGUUAAAUAUUACGCUACUGCAUAUACAUGAUUAUUUAGCCUCAUUGUGUUUCUGACGGUAAAAAAAGAGGGUAAAUUACUGUAUAUCUCAUUGUCCCAAUGUCAGUGAUGUAUUCUGUGAUGGAAAAAAAAGUUGAGACAUAAAAUCUGGCACAUAGUGGACAUGGAGUGCGCAUGCGGCAAUCAUUUUUCCAUUUAGUUUGUUAGUCUGAGUGUUAUAGUUAAAACAGUUUAUUAAGCUAAAAAACAAAAGGAUUUGCCUCUAUUUUUAUUUCGGCAGGCAACACCUAUAAAAUGUUUAUGUUGUCAAUGUUCAGAUUCACUUUUUA
Messenger RNA from Paramisgurnus dabryanus, 3185 nucleotides. Lineage: Eukaryota; Metazoa; Chordata; Actinopteri; Cypriniformes; Cobitidae. The record is from RefSeq and is a predicted model, not a curated record.